This is a messenger RNA of Striga asiatica, 2604 nucleotides long. The record is from the annotation of a GenBank genome assembly. NCBI's taxonomy places the organism in Eukaryota, Viridiplantae, Streptophyta, Magnoliopsida, Lamiales, Orobanchaceae.
CUGAAGAAAAUUGUGAAACAUAGGAUUCACGGGUCAUGUCCGUUGGAUUCUUUUUUCGAGGAGGAUGAUGAAAAAAUAGUCCAUGCUGAAGAGUUUGAGUUGUGGAUUCAUAAGGGUCUUCUACAUCAUCCUAUUAUGAGGCAGGAUUGGGAGCAUGGUACUAUCGAUCCACCUCUUGAUUUUAACGUUGCUAAAAUUAGUGAUAAGGCAUGGUUUUAUUGCGCCGGGAUUUUUUUUGCGAAGCCACAUAUUGAAGUUACUUUCUACUACUUGAGGAAAAUCCGGUUGUAUUCGAAUUCGGAAAGAGCCGUGAGAUACACAACUACUGAUCCACUUUUUGAUGAAACAAUCAAGUCGUUGUAUAUGAGGUGUAUUGAGCAUGCGUCGGAAAGUGUCAUUAAUGUAUCCAGCCUCAUUUCUGAUUAUAUAAUGGGUUACAAACAAAUAUGUGGAAAACCAUGGGUUGAAGUUGAUCACGUUCUAUUCCUGAUAUACAUUGAGCUAGACGAAGUAGGUCGGUGGAUCCUUAGCAUACUUUCGUUCUUUGAUAGAUUAUUUUAUGUUUAUAACUCGCGUUGGUCGGUAAAUGAUGAUUCCGAAGUUGCAAAGUCUGUGAAGUGCUACUCAGAUAUCUUGCCAAUUUUUUUGGACCUUGUUGGAUUAUAUAAGAAAAGGUGUGAUAUCAAACAGAAGAAUUGGCAAUAUGCGAAAAAGAAAAAUUCUGAGCCUUUCGAUAUUGUUAUUGUUAAGGGGUUGCCAGGAGAAAGACUCAGAUUCAAGCUCUAUGAAGAUCUGAGAAUUGCAGUUGAUAACGGUACAGCUAGAGGGACACACUCUAUUGUCUUAGGAGACGACAUUAUAGAAGAAAAUAGAGAAAAUGGGAGCUUGCUAGAUUAUUUCACAUAUGAUCCCUCAAGUGAUGCCUUUAUUCCGUCAAGUACCCAAGAUCCUUUUCCUCCACUAUCUCAUGAGAAUUCUUUCAUGCCAACCUCAACUCAACAACCAUGCUUAGAGCCCUGUCCACCUCCAAGAAAACGAGAUUCUCAAACUAAGGAGAUUCCAGGCUUAACUUCUGAGGAUCGUUUCAAAGUUCUUGAUUUGCUUAAUACUAAAGCAAAAAAAUUGAAGCAGAAGAAUGGCAAAGGGCCCAAAACGUGGCCGUUUUUGGGAGCGGCCUUAGAGCAAAUCACGAACUACGACACAAUGCACGAUUGGAUUCUUGAGUAUUUGUCGAAAUCAAGAAACGUAGUCGUGCCAAUGCCGUUCACGACAUAUACAUACAUUGCUAACCCUGCUGAUGUAGAGCACGUGCUGAGAAAGAAUUUCAGAAAUUAUCCAAAGGGUGAGGUUUACCAUUCAUAUAUGGAGGUGUUGCUUGGAGACGGCAUUUUCAAUGUCGAUGGGGAGCUUUGGAGAAAACAGAGGAAAACGGCUAGCUUCGAGUUUGCAUCCAAGAAUUUGAGGGACUUUAGCACAGUUGUUUUCAGAGAGUAUAGCCUUAAGCUUUCCGAAAUCCUCAGUCAAGCAUCCCACAAUAAUCAGACAGUAGAUAUGCAGGAGCUUCUGAUGAGGAUGACACUUGACUCCAUAUGCAAAGUGGGAUUUGGAGUGGAAAUAGGGACAUUGGCUCCAAACUUACCGCACAACGAGUUUGCUAAGGCAUUUGACUCUGCAAACGUGACGGUGACUCUCAGAUUUAUCGACCCUCUGUGGAGAAUAAAGAAGUUCUUGAAUAUCGGGACAGAGGCCACGCUCAAUCAGGAUAUAACAACCAUCGACAAUUUUACAUACUCUGUUAUCAAGAGAAGGAAGGCAGAAAUAGAACAAGGGUUGGGAAAUAACAAAGAUGAAAAGAUCAAACACGACAUAUUAUCGAGAUUCAUAGAGCUAAGCCAAGAUCCGGACAACAACAUGACAGACAAGAGCUUGAGAGAUGUUGUUUUGAACUUUGUGAUUGCGGGCCGGGACACGACCGCAACAACUCUCUCAUGGGCCAUCUACAUGAUAAUGAGCCAUCAAGAUGUGGCCCAAAAGCUCUACGCGGAGCUAAGAGACUUCGAACGGGAUUUAACUAAGGAUAAUAAUCAUGAGGAUGAUCGAGAGUCGUUUGAUGAGAGGAUAGUUCAAUUUUCGGGACUGUUGAGCUAUGACUCGUUAGGGACGCUUUAUUACUUGCAUGCUGUCAUAACCGAAACACUUCGGUUGUACCCUGCUGUUCCUCAGGAUCCGAAGGGAAUAUUAGAAGACGACGUUUUACCAGAUGGAACAAAGGUGAAAUCAGGGGGAAUGGUGACUUACGUACCGUACUCCAUGGGAAGAAUGGAGUACAACUGGGGGCCCGAUGCAGCUUUGUUCAAACCCGAGAGAUGGCUCAAAGAUGGAGUUUUCCAAAACGCAUCCCCAUUUAAAUUCACUGCGUUCCAGGCAGGACCACGAAUGUGCCUCGGGAAGGACUCUGCUUACCUGCAGAUGAAAAUGGCACUCGCAAUUUUGUGCAGAUUUUAUGAGUUUGAGUUGGUGCCUGGCCAUCAAGUCAAGUACAGGAUGAUGACAAUACUUUCGAUGGAGAACGGCCUCAAACUUAACGUGACCAGACGCCCGUAA